AUGAAUGGUUUAAUUGUAUUUAUCUUGUUUUCUGCAAGUUUAAUCAACACCGUCAACGGAUUAUGGCAAGUGAAUGGCUGCGAAUAUGUGGUAGGUUAAAUACGAUAGGUUUAAGUAUAAGUUUAUAAAGGAAGUGUCUCAAAUUUGACAAGAAAAAAAGGGUUUUUGGCCAUGUUUCUGUUUCUGCCAAUUUAUAUCUUUGCUUUUUUAGAACGGCCUCAUAAUUGAAUGCGACGGCACUAAACGACGAGCGACUCCGGAGGAAAUCGCCUUGGUCAAAAAGCAUUUUACAGCCGAGAAAGCGUAUUUCAAAAAGAGAGUAAGUGUUCACAAUGAUGAGUAUAUAAAUAUAUCAGUCUGUCGGGAAAAUAAUGAGCAUGCUGUCGCAUCAAAAAAUGCUGAGAAAACGCAAAAUAUGUAUAAUUGUUUUUUCACUUCAGCGACGUGAACGGUACAGAGACAUUGUGCUCAUUAUUUUCCCGACAGACUAAUACUAACUCGUCCGUAAAGUUGCUGGAAUGAAAGCGCACCUUUCAACCGAAAAACGCUGAAAUUUCUCGAUCAUUUUCAACCGAAACCCCCUGGUUUUCGGGGUAAAAAAGCCCUUUUCAAAAGGUUGUAGCGACCUCAGUUUGCACUUAAAAAUCUUGUUAUUCCGUAGGCAAAAAAUAAUGUCGCUUAAAAAUACAUAUUCCAAAAACGAAGUCUCUGCGCCGCCUCCGCCGAAAGUUAUAGCCUCCUACUUUCCUUCACGUUUCUUGAAAGACCCUGUACAUUCGUUUGGCCCACAAAAUUUUAGGGAAAUCGAACGGGAAAAACUACAAAAUUUCAUCCAAAAUAUCAGUCCGAGGGGAAAGUAAUGAGCACUCUGUUGCAUCAAAAUCAUUUUUUUGCCGCCAAAAAAGUAAGUUGUGAAAAAAAUCAAGUUGUCUCUAAGCAUGGCUGCAAACCGGCCCGGGCUUGGAAAAUUUGGAAAGCCCGGCCCGGUUCGGCCCGGAAAAUUUUUGUGCUAGGCUGGAAAGAAAGAAAGCGGGAAAUGAAGGGAAAAUUAUUGGACAUUUUCGCAAAAUGUAAAGAAUAAUUUAGCAAAACCUAUGUAUAGAGCAAUUGCCGCUUGACUAUUUUUAUAAAUUACUAAGUCGCCAUAAAUUGUCUUGCCAUAUGGUUACAAAAAAUCAUAAAAUUUUGUGUAUAGUUACCCAAAUUUUAGCAAAAAUAUCUUAUCACCGGUCUUUUAUCGGCUUUGAAAAAACCUACAAGCGUAUUGCGUAUUUUUGAAACGUUUUCCCUUUUCUCUUUUUGCCAGCGUAUUAACUAUGAGGUCGCACUUUAGAAUUUCUGAAAAUUUUUUCAAAUGUCACUUUACGUUUGCUAUCAGCAUUGUGUUCGAAAAAAUGAAAAAUUCUAUCGAAAAAGCUUAUUUUUCCCUUUUUCCGGGCAAAAGUCAGAUUUCAAAAAAACCGGGCCGUCCCGGGCCGAGAAAUUAGUCGGCCCGGCCCGGGCCGGAAAGUUUUGAAAAGCCCGGCCCGGAGCCAUGCCUAGUUGUCUCAGCGACUCGACAAGCGGCAUUGUGCUCAUUAUUUUCCCGACAGACUGACGUGAGUUUCUAAUGUAAUAUUUGCUUUCAGUUUCCACCAGGAUUCCCAUUUAAUAAAGGGCCAGACAACUUGAUCUUCCCGGACUUCCCACAUCUUUGUAAGACCUGCUAA
Bursaphelenchus xylophilus (pine wood nematode) is the source of this 1709-nucleotide messenger RNA. The record is from the annotation of a GenBank genome assembly. Lineage: Eukaryota; Metazoa; Nematoda; Chromadorea; Rhabditida; Aphelenchoididae.